Sporothrix schenckii 1099-18 is the source of this 2451-nucleotide messenger RNA. RefSeq lists its product as uncharacterized. The coding region runs from base 1 to 2451 and encodes 816 amino acids. The record is from RefSeq and is a predicted model, not a curated record. Gene Ontology annotation, cellular component: nucleus. Gene Ontology annotation, molecular function: transcription cis-regulatory region binding; DNA-binding transcription factor activity, RNA polymerase II-specific; zinc ion binding. Gene Ontology annotation, biological process: regulation of DNA-templated transcription. NCBI's taxonomy places the organism in Eukaryota, Fungi, Ascomycota, Sordariomycetes, Ophiostomatales, Ophiostomataceae. The transcript has a single exon.
AUGAUUCAUCUACUAAGCGAAAGCCGGUCAUCUAGGUCGCCCGGGACGGAAGGAACGCCACAAACUGCACAGUCACGGGCUUCACAGCCACAGGGCACACAGUUAACCCAACCGCCACAACCGCCACAACCUACACAGCGUGCACCAUCGCCAGCUGACGCGGGCUCUGGUUCCGCUGCCGCAGGCCGCCGCACGCGCGCCAACAAGGCCUGCACCAACUGCGCCCGCAUCAAGUGCAAGUGCAUCCCACGCGCCGGGCUCGGCGUCGACGGCUAUGGGUGCGAGCGCUGCCACCGCCUCGGCAAGACGUGCGAGCCGUCCUUGACGGUGGUGCCGUCACCCAGGCGGGCACGGCCGGCGGCGCGGUCGGCCACCACUGCCCGCGUCAAGCCGUCCAACUCGCGGUCGGCGCGGCUCGAGGCCAAGCUGAACGAUUUGGUGGAUCUGCUGCGGACGUCGCAGGCCAUAUCCGAGCCGGCUGUCGCUGCGGCGUUGGCAACAGACGGCGGUGCGCGUCCGAACCACGCCGCCGGCCCCUCGGAAGAUGACGCCGACGGAGACAUCGACACGUCGCCGCGGUCGAACCUCACCGGCGCUGCGUCUGGUGCCGCCUCGACAGCGCCCACAACGGCACCGGAUCCCGAUCCGGGCUCUGAAGCCGAUGACGCCCUCGACAACCCCGACCACGACGCGCCGCCCGAAACGGACGACGACGACGACCUGCUGCCCCACGAGGCCGAGGCGUGCCUGCGCCGCUUCACCGAGGAAAUGCUACCCCUCGCGCCCUUUCUAUACCUCCCGCCCGACGUCACGGCCAGCCGCGUGCGACGCAUGUACCCCUUUCUGUGGCGCUGCAUCAAGGCCGCCGCCAGCGUCCACCCGGGCCACCGCGUCCGCGCCGCCUCCCAGGCGCGCACGGCCAUCGUGCAGCGCGUCGUGUCGCGGGGCGAGCGCAGCAUGGACAUCUUGCUGGGCAUGCUGACGUUUGUCUCGUGGGUCCAUCUGUCCACCAGGGACCGGUUCCACCGCAACUUUGCCACGGUGGUGGCCCAGCUGUCGGUCUGCGUCGCCUGGGACCUGGGGCUCACCAUGCCGCCGCUGCUGGAGCCGGCCGCCACGGCCGGCGAGCGCUUCGUGCCCGUCGUGCAGAUCCCCGGCCUCCCCGCCUCCAUGUGGAAGGCCCAGCGCAGCAUGGAGGAGCGCCGCGCCGUCCUGGGCGUCUACCUCGUCACGGCCACCGCGUCCCAGAUGUUCCGGUCCGCCGACGGCAUGCGCUGGUCGCCCUACCUCGACCAGUGCCUCGCCCAGCUGGCCCAGGAGUCGACCGUGCCGCAGGACGCCAUACUCGUGCAGCACGUUAAGAUGCAGCUGCUCAUCAGCCAGGUGCGCUACGCAUCGAGCAACGGUGCCAGCGGCGGCCGUGAUGGCUUUGGUGGUGGUGGUGCCGGUGGCGGUGAUGGCGGCGGGGGCCAUGUCGGCGCCGGGGCCGGGGCCAGCCUGUACCGGUCGUUUGGCAGUGGGCCGACGAGCCUGCCGGGACCCUACAUGGACGCGCUGCGGGCCCAGCUCGACGACAUUGUCGGGCUGCCCAGCGUCGACGGCACCUGCCCGGCCUUUGACAACUUCAGCACGCACAGCCUGUAUCACUUUGCCAUGCUGGCCAUCCACGAGUCGGCGCUGGCACGGCUGCCCGCUAGAACGUCGACGGCCACCUCCGGCUCCGGCUCCUCCGCCCUGGGGAGCGGCACGUGGGUCCUGCCCGACCUCCACCGCUUCGAAAUCUACCAGCGAUGCCUCGCCUCCGUCCAGGCCUGGCUCGCCCGCUUGUUUGCCUGGCCGCUGCCCUGCUUUGUCUGCCUGCCCAACUGCACCUACCUGCAGCUGUUUUAUGUGAUUGUCUGCCUGCACAAGCUGAGCACGCUGCGCGACCCGGCGUGGAACGUCGAGGCCGUGCGCGGCGUGGUCGAUCUGUUUCCGACCCUGGAUCGCAUUCUGGGCCUGUGCGACGAGCUGCGCGCCAUGCUGGCCGAGUCGUUGUCCGCACCGGGUCACGCCAAUGGAGCUGCUGCCAAAAAGAAGAAGAGCAACGGCAACUCUUCGGCCUCCUCCACCACCUCCUCCAACUCGCCGAACCUCAUCGAAGACGAAGAUCACGACCCCAUCCUCGUCGCCAUCCGCAAGUUUUCGACGCUCAAAGUCAUCUGGCAAAACGAGAUGCUCGCGCAGGAACGCGAGCGCGAAGACGAAGUGGCGGCGGCGGCCGUGGCCGGCACACAGGCCACAUCGUUUGCCAUGAUGAACGGACAGCCGCCCGGCGAGCCCAUCCCGCCGCCCCUCCCCACGCCGUUCGACGCCCCGCCGCCCAUCGACCUCUUCUCCAACUACUCGCUCGACGUCAUCAGCUACUUUCACGCCAUGCCCGAGGCCAUGUACGACGUGACGUGGCCGUAG